GGUGGCAGGAAUCUCUGGGAUCGACUGCUGUGGCUGAUCGAUUAUUUAUGUCUGUAUGUCAGAAGAAGGAGGCGGAGAAAGAGAGCAUCGAUCAGUCAGGUGACAGUGAGUCAUAGCAGAGUUUUUACCUGAAAUACCGCCUUUAAAACACAGUUUAUACCUGAAAUACUGCAGAAAACACAGUUUAUACCUGAAAUACCGCUUUUAAACACAGUUAAUACCUGAAAUACUGCCUUUAAAACAGUUUAUACCUGAAAUACUGCAGAAAAUACAGUUUAUACCUGAAAUACUGCAGAAAACAGUUUAUACCUGAAAUACUGCCUUUAAACAGUUUAUACCUGAAAUACCGCCUUUAAACACAGUUUAUACCUGAAAUGCUGCCUUUAAACAGUUUAUACCUGAAAUACUGCCUUUAAACACAGUUUAUACCUGAAAUGCUGCCUUUAAAAACAGUUUAUACCUGAAAUGCUGCCUUUAAAACACAGUUUAUACCUGAAAUGCUGCCUUUAAACACAGUUUAUACCUGAAAUGCUGCCUUUAAAACACAGUUUAUACCUGAAAUAUUGCCUUUAAAACACAGUUUAUACCUGAAAUACUGCCUUUAAGCACAGUUUAUACCUGAAAUACUGCCUUUAAAACACAGUUUAUACUUGAAAUACUGCCUUUAAGCACAGUUUAUACCUGAAAUACUGCCUUUAAACACAGUUUAUACCUAAAAUACUGCCUUUAAAAUACAGUUUAUACCUGAAAUGCUGCCUGUAAACACAGUUUAUACCUGAAAUGCUGCAUUUAAACACAGUUUAUACCUAAAAUACUGCCUUUAAACACAGUUUAUACCUAAAAUACUGCCUUUAAAAUACAGUUUAUACCUGAAAUACCGCCUUUAAACACAGUUUAUACCUAAAAUACUGCCUUUAAACACAGUUUAUACCUGAAAUACCGCCUUUAAACACAGUUUAUACCUGAAAUACUGCCUGUAAACAGUUUAUACCUGAAAUACUGCCUUUAAACACAGUUUAUACCUAAAAUACUGCCUUUAAAAUACAGUUUAUACCUGAAAUGCUGCCUUUAAACACAGUUUAUAGCUGAAAUACUGCCUUUAAAACACAGUUUAUACCUGAAAUACUGCCUUUAAACACAGUUUAUACCUGAAAUGCUGCAUUUAAACAGUUUAUACCUGAAAUGCUGCCUUUAAACACAGUUUAUACCUGAAAUACUGCCUUUAAAACACAGUUUAUACCUGAAAUACUGCCUUUAAACACAGUUUAUAGCUGAAAUACUGCCUUUAAAAACAGUUUAUACCUGAAAUACUGCUUUUAAACACAGUUUAUACCUGAAAUGCUGCCUUUAAACACAGUUUAUACCUGAAAUGCUGCCUUUAAAACACAGUUUUUACCUGAAAUACUGCCUUUAAGCACAGUUUAUACCUGCAAUACUGCCUUUAAAACACAGUUUAUACCUGAAAUACUGCCUUUAAAACACAGUUUAUACCUGAAAUACUGCCUUUAAACACAGUUUAUACCUGCAAUACUGCCUUUAAAACACAGUUUAUACCUGAAAUACUGCCUUUAAAACACAGUUUAUACCUGAAAUACUGCCUUUAAACACGGUGUGUGUUUGUCAGGAAGCAGCUCAGUGUGAAACAGACACACUAUAACAUACACAAACACACACAAAAUAAACACAAAACAACAAAAACAAACCUAAAGACACACAAACUAUAUUUUGUCAAAGUAUUCUGUCGGGCGGUACGGUGGUUCUGGUUCUGGUUUUGGUCUUCCUGUGUGGAGUCUCCAUGUUCUCCCUGCUGGGUUCUCCAGGUUCUCCAGCUCCAGUCCAAAGACCUGCUGAGGUUACCUGCUGGUUCUAAACUGUCUGUAGGUGUGAAUGUGAGUCUGGUUGUCUGACGGACCGUUACCUGUCCAGGUGAACCUGUGAUAGAACGUUACCUGUCCAGGUGAACCUGUGAUAGAACGUUACCUGUCCAGGUGAACCUUCCCCCUCAGCCAGCUGGGAGAGGCUCCGCCCCCUGAGGACAGGUGAUCCUCCUGGUGGUUCUGCAGGAAGCAGCUGUAGUUCUGAAGGUACAACAACAGGAAGUGGUUUGUGUUCUUCUCAGUGGACCGUUGGUUCCUCCUCUACUGGUUUGUUCUCCUGAUCCACAGCAGGUUCCUCCAUCCAUCUGUGUGCCAGCAGAGCUCUGGUUCUCCUCACAUGAAACCUCCAGAAGGAUCCUGGCCAGAUGUUGACCCUCCUCAGUUGGAUCUCAGCUGCUUCUGCUUGUUCUUCAUCAUGAAGGUCCAGGUCCAGCCUGAUCUGUGUGUUUGUUCUGACGGUGAAGUUCUGGUCCUCCUGUUCUCCAGGUUCAUGAUGAACUCUGAGUCUGACCUCCACUGUUACCACGGCAACAGCUCAGGCCAAAGCAGGAAGUGGAGCGAGGACAACAUGUUGGUUAGGCUGGUUAGAGCUGAUUGGCCGUAAUUUAUUAGAUCAUCCUCACAUUAGCGCUGCGUUUCCUGAGAGCAGCCGUGAUGUCAUCAACUGUCAUAUCUGGAGAAGGAGGAAGAGGAGGAGGGGGAGGAUGAGGAGAACGAAGACGAGGAGGAGGAGGAGGAUGAAGAGGAGGAGGAAGAGGAGGACGAAGAGGAGGAGGAGGAUGAAGAGGAGGAGGAGAACGAAGAGGAGGAGGAGGAUGACGAGGAGGAGGAAGAGGAGGACGAAGAGGAGGAGGAGGAUGAAGAGGAGGAGGAGGAGGAGAACGAAGAGGAGGAGGAUGAAGAGGAGGAGGAGGAUGACGAGGAGGAGGAGGACGACGACGAAGAGGAGGAGGAUGAAGGUGGGACACAGCGGCAGAUUGAGACUAAUAGCAGAAUGCUGAUGUGAUGUUCUCCAAUCAGAGGUGAUUACCGUCGUUCCGCGUCAGGAAUAAAAACACAUGAAGGUUAAAAACAUUUUGAUUCAUCUCACAGGUCAGGUUAUAAUUUCACUGCAGGACCUCCCAGAACCUCUCAGAACCUGCCAGAACCUCCUAGAACCUCUCAGGACCUCUCAGAACCUCCUAGAACCUCUCAGGACCUCCCAGAACCUCUCAGAACCUUCCAGAACCUCUCAGAACCUUCCAGAACCUCCCAGAAUCUUCCAGAACCUCUCAGAACUUUCCAGAACUUCUCAGAACCUUCCUGAACCUCUCAGAACCUUUCAGAACCUCUCAGGACCUCCCAGAACCUCUCAGAACCUUCCAGAACUUCCCAGAACCUUCCAGAAUCUCCCAGAAUUUUCCAGAACCUGUCAGAACCUUUCAGAACCUCCCAGAAUCUUUCAGAACCUCUCAGAACCUUCCAGAACCUCCUCUCUGCUGCUCUGCUUGCUGUUGGUUUGCUUGAAAUUAGAUCAUUCAACUGGCUGAGUGAUCUGAGGAGGUCCAGGUGUGAACAGGUAAUAGUUUAGACACCUGUCCAACCAACACCUGUCCUACCAACACCUAUCCAUCAACACCUGUCCAUCAACACCUGUCCUACCAACACCUAUCCAUCAACACCUGUCCAACCAACACCUGUCCAACCAACACCUGUCCAUCAGCACCUGUCCAUCAAUACCUAUCCAUCAACACCUGUCCUACCAACACCUAUCAUCAACACCUGUCCAACCAGCACCUGUCCAUCAACACCUGUCCUACCAACACCUGAAUCUUUGAAUCUUUGAAUCAGAUCUUCUGAUGAUCCACCACAGAUCUUCAGUCAUGUCCAAGGAUUGAGCUGGACCCUCUAAGACCUGGAUACUGAGCUCCUGCAGCCAGGUUCUACUGGUCUUGGAUGAGUUCUACUGGUCCUGGAUGAGUUCUACUGGUCCUGGAUGAGUUCUGCUGGUCCUGGAUGAGUUCUACUGGUGCUGGUUGUGUUCAAGGAGCAUUAUCUGGUAGAACAGCCAGUUUGACCUCGAUGGAACACUAGAAGGGAGCAUGUGGGUUUGAAGAAUGGAAUAAUACUUGGCAGAGUUCAAUGAGACACAACAACACCAGCAGCACCAUGAUACUGCCUCCACCAUGCCUGACAGUAGGUCCUGUACAUGCUGGAGAUGAUGCUUUUCCUGGCCUUCUGUAGCCUCACAUCAACAGGAGGAAGAUGAAGCUGGAAACUGGACUCAUCUGACCAUAGAAUCUUCUUCCAGUUCCUGUCUGUCCAGUUCUUGGGGCUAACCUCUGUCUCUGAUUGGUCAGGGGCUUCUUGACAGCCUCGUAGGACCUUCAGCCAUGAUCUAAAGUCUGGUUUGGUUUGACCUCUGCUGCUGAAGGUCCUGUCAUGUCUUCGGUGGUUUUCCUGAGGAUCAGGAUGAGGUCAUUUCCUGCUGUAGAAACUCUUGGACGUCCAAAUGUUGGUUUGUCUUCCAGCUGUUGGUUGGUCUGUAUUUCUGCUGAAGGACUGCAUCUACACUUCCUGGAUAUCUGGAGGCAGCUGGACCCUUCCUGGAUGAGAAUGUGGAUCUCCAGGAGUGUUUCCUGUGUUAGGUUCCUUGUUUGAGAACAUUUCUGUCUCUGGAGAACUUUCAGAUGUGCUGGUUUCAUAUAAACACAAAGCAACAACAACCGUGUCUUUGAUAAAACCUUCAUUAGUGGAUCACUGGAACCAGAAGGACCCGAAACUCUUGGUGGUUGUAGUACUAUUACUGCAGUACUGAAGCUCCGCCCCAAGCAGAUCAUGUGACCUCCAGUCUUUAAACCUCCUUCAUCUCUCAGAGACACAAACAGAGAAGAGCAUCAGGUUCCUGGUGGAGAAGCUGAGGAUUGUGGGAGUUGUGGUUCAGAUCAUUCUCGUUCUAACAGCAGUAGGAUGCUGGGCUCGGUGCUGCUCUGCUGCUGGUCCUUCAGCCUGCUCAGACUCUCCUCAUCUCUGGUCCAUGGAAACAUCCAGCUGGAUGAAGCUCCAGCCACCGGCCGCCGCCCCGACACCUCCUACCUGUCUGACAUGGAGAGAGGCCACGCCCCUGACCCCGCCCUCCUACCCGAGGACUCUGUGGAGGACCACUUCCUGCUGGAUGGAGGCUCCUAUGAUGAGGAUGCGUCUGCAGCGCUGCAGCUGCAGGGUCGUUCCAUGCGUUCUCCUCGGCGCUGCAUUCCUCACCAGCAGUCCUGUCUGGGAUACCCGCUGCCCUGCUGUGACCCCUGUGACACCUGCUACUGCCGCUUCUUCAAUGCCAUCUGCUACUGCCGCCGAGUCGGACACGCCUGUCCCCCCAGACGCACCUGAGUACUCAACUGAAGACUCACCUGAAGACUCACCUGACGACUCACCUGAUACCAGAAACAGUGAUGCUGCUGAUGGAAACAUGUCGAUGAUGUUUAAAUGUUUAAAUCUGAAAUAAAUACGUUUAAAACCCGA
Amphiprion ocellaris (clown anemonefish) is the source of this 5375-nucleotide messenger RNA. It is a transcript of the gene agrp, whose product is annotated as agouti related neuropeptide. Gene Ontology annotation, biological process: hormone-mediated signaling pathway; positive regulation of feeding behavior; adult feeding behavior. Lineage: Eukaryota; Metazoa; Chordata; Actinopteri; Pomacentridae. The coding region runs from base 4827 to 5243 and encodes 138 amino acids. Gene Ontology annotation, cellular component: extracellular region. The transcript has 4 exons. Gene Ontology annotation, molecular function: neuropeptide hormone activity; type 1 melanocortin receptor binding. The record is from RefSeq and is a predicted model, not a curated record.